This is a messenger RNA of Podarcis raffonei (Aeolian wall lizard), 1224 nucleotides long. RefSeq names its product somatomedin B and thrombospondin type 1 domain containing (gene SBSPON). The coding region runs from base 111 to 1073 and encodes 320 amino acids. The transcript has 5 exons. NCBI's taxonomy places the organism in Eukaryota, Metazoa, Chordata, Lepidosauria, Squamata, Lacertidae. The record is from RefSeq and is a predicted model, not a curated record.
GGCCGAGGCGUGGCAAGGCAGCAGCGCGCCCGGCCCCCCUCUCUCCGCGCGCCCCGCCGGGUGGAGCUGCCUUCCCUCGCCUCAGUCGGGGAAAGCUCUUCGCCUGCGAGAUGGGCGCCGGCCGGGCCGCGCCGGGCAUCCUGGCCCUGGCCCUCUUGGCGCUUUGGCGCCGCGCCGAGGCGGGCUGCGCGGAAGAGGCGCGCUGCUGCCCGGGCCGGGACCCGAGCUGUGCCAGCAGCGGCUGGCGCACCGACCGAGCCUACGGGACGUGCUUCUGCGACGAGGCGUGCAAGCUGACGGGCGACUGCUGCUAUGACUACGCCCAGGCGUGCCCAGCUCUUCCAUGCAUCGUUGGGGAGUGGAGUCACUGGAGUGGCUGUGCAGCACAGUGUAAGCCUAACUUCCGUAUGCGUACACGGAUUAUACAGCAGGAACCCAAAAAUGGUGGGGAGCCCUGUCCUCCAUUAGAAGAGAGAGCUGGAUGCCUGGAAUAUACUACCUACGAGGGGCAGGAUUGUGGAGAUGAGCACGUUCCUGCUUUUAUAACUACUUCUGAAUACAGCAAAGAGAGAAAAAAGAGAGCUGCAAAUCCAAGGUGGUCUUCAGAAACAGAGAAUUCUAGGAGCUAUUGUGUGGAAUUUAAAACAGAAACGUUAUCUCCUCGUUGCUCUAUGGAGAAUCGCCCAUAUGCUCGAUGGAUGCAGUACAUCAGAGAAGGAUUUACGGUGUGUGUAACUUGCCAGCCUCCAGCAAUGCACACUAGCAGCCAUCGCUGUUUUGGAGAUGGUGGUGAUGCAGAUGGAUGCUACGAAUUAGAAUUAUUGAACAGUGAAGUAGCUCUUUACAGGAUGCUCAGUAAGUUUAAACAGGAAGUUAAAAUGCCAUGUAUUUAUAUCCACUCCCCAUGGGAUGAUGUUUAUGCAUAUGUUCUCUUUUUAGGAAUAAAGUUCUUCACUGGCAAGCGGUUGGCAAUCCAUCCUGCCAUGGAACAUGGAAAAAAGUUCAGCAGCUGGAAGAAUGUUCAUGCCCUCUUGUACAUAGUUUUAUUUUUACGUAGCAGUUUGAACACAUAACCUUUAAUAUUUUACUGAACUGAGGAAACUCUUCUACUGUUGGACUUCUGUAACCUAUUAGACAUUGCUUUUUAACAAGUGACAAGUCAACAUUUUGAAAUCACAGUCUUUUGCUGCACUGAAUAAAAACUAAGCUAAUUAUUAUAAGUUA